Molecule: messenger RNA, 819 nt
Organism: Monoraphidium neglectum
Lineage: Eukaryota; Viridiplantae; Chlorophyta; Chlorophyceae; Sphaeropleales; Selenastraceae
Product: diaminopimelate decarboxylase
Exons: 8
Coding region: 1-819 (272 amino acids)
Cellular component (GO): chloroplast
Molecular function (GO): diaminopimelate decarboxylase activity
Source: RefSeq, a predicted model, not a curated record
AUGUUGUGCGGUGUGCAGAAGCAGGUCCUGCGUGCCCAGGGGUGCCGCGCGGCCCCUGUUCGUGCUAAUGCUGUCGUGAGGCGCCUGCGCCAUGUCGUGUCUGCGGCCGCGGUGGCGGAGCGCCCCGCGGCGCCGGCCAACCCCUACAGGCAGCCGGCCGGCCAGGGGCUGGGCUUCUACACCGGAGAGGACGGUUACAUCUACUGCGACAACCUGAAGGUUGACGACAUCAGGCAGCAGGUCCAGGAGAGCCCCUUCUACCUGUACAGCCGCGACCGCAUCGCCUCCAACUACGCGGCCUACCAGGCCGCGCUGGCGGGCCUGGACAGCAUCAUCGGCUACGCCAUCAAGGCCAACAACAACCUCAAGAUCGUGCAGCUGCUCCAGUCCCUCGGCUCUGGCGCCGUGCUGGUGUCCGGCAACGAGCUGAAGCUCGCCAUCGCGGCCGGCUUCGACGCCUCCCGCUGCAUCUUCAACGGCAACGGCAAGCUGCCCUGGGAGCUCGAGCUGGCCGCAGAGGCCGGCUGCCUGGUCAAUGUUGACUCGGAGUUUGACUUUGCCAACAUCGCCGCCGCCGCCAAGAAGGUGAACAAGCGCGUGAAGGUGCUGCUGCGCAUCAACCCCGACGUUGACCCCCAGGUGCACGCCUACGUGUCCACGGGGCUGGCCAGCAGCAAGUUCGGCAUCCGCAACAGCCACCUGCAGUGGUUCCUUGACGCCAUCAAGGCCGAGCCCAUGAUCGAGCUGGUGGGUGUCCACAGCCACCUGGGGUCAACCAUCACAAAGGUCAACAUCUUCAGUGUGUGUGUGCGUGUGUAG